Messenger RNA from Micropterus dolomieu (smallmouth bass), 1496 nucleotides. RefSeq names its product forkhead box protein F2-like. Gene Ontology annotation, biological process: animal organ morphogenesis; regulation of transcription by RNA polymerase II. Gene Ontology annotation, cellular component: nucleus. The record is from RefSeq and is a predicted model, not a curated record. The transcript has 2 exons. Lineage: Eukaryota; Metazoa; Chordata; Actinopteri; Centrarchiformes; Centrarchidae. Bases 1 to 1143 code for a protein of 380 amino acids. Gene Ontology annotation, molecular function: RNA polymerase II cis-regulatory region sequence-specific DNA binding; DNA-binding transcription factor activity, RNA polymerase II-specific.
AUGACGACCGAGAGCUCCAAGCAACAUUUGGAUCCAUCUAAUCCUCUGCGCUCCAGUCCAGCGGCCGGUGCUCUGAAUGCAGCUCUGCUGAGCGCACAGCCGGUGAUGGAGAGCCCGCAGAAUGCAUCAACCAAAUGGAAAAAAGGAAAUUCUGGCUUGAGGCGCCCUGAAAAGCCUCCUUACUCAUAUAUUGCCCUUAUUGUGAUGGCAAUUCAAAGUUCACCGACCAAAAGGCUCACAUUGAGUGAAAUCUAUCAGUUCCUGCAGGCCCGCUUCCCCUUCUUUAGGGGAUCAUACCAGGGAUGGAAAAACUCCGUCAGACAUAACCUGUCUCUGAACGAGUGUUUUAUAAAGCUGCCUAAGGGUCUCGGUAGACCGGGCAAGGGGCACUACUGGACCAUCGACCCGAGUAGUGAGUUUAUGUUCGAGGAGGGCUCCUUUCGUCGCAGACCCCGGGGGUUCCGUAGGAAAUGCCAAGCUUUGAAACCAAUGUACAGGAUGAUGAAUGGGAUCGGGUUUGGUGCGUCCAUGCUGCCGCAAAACUUUGAGUUCCAAUCACCGUCAGGCUCAUUAGCAUGUCACAACAGCUACAAUAUAGACUUGAUGGGUAAUACAGUGCCAGGUGUCUUCGAGGGACUUGGAGGGGGGCAUCACGUCCCACAUAUGUCAUCAGGCUCCGGGUCAUCGUACAUGGCCGCAUGUCAGGUGGCCUCUAAUGCGGACUAUUGCCCGGACAGCAGCAGCAGCCCCGUGCAGUCCUCCCCAGCCAUGGCAGGCACUUUGGACUGUCAGUCUCCUUAUGGAAAUGCAGCCUCACACUGGAGUUCACCUGGCGUAACUUCAUACAUCAAACAGCAGUCGCUGGCAUCUAGCAGCACCUCCUCUUCUGCUCUGCACGCGGGAAUGCCAUCUUACUCUUUGGAUCAAGGCUAUCUGCACCACAAUGCACGAGAUUCCUCUGACAUUUCAGUGGGACUCUCUCGAUACUCCAGCCACUCAGCUCCUGUGUGCGACAGGAAGGACUUCGUUUUGAACCUAAACGGAAUCUCAUCUCUCAAUCCCAGCACCAGCGGAUCUUACUAUCACCAGCUUCAUCACCAUCACCAAAGCGUCUAUCAGGACGUCAAGCCGUGUGUCAUGUGACAAAACAGCCCAGAACUUUUCUACUAAAUUAAACCCUCAGGUGGAGUUAUUUUAAACACAAUCUUUGGAGAGUUUUGGUAAGAAAAAAAAGGGCGUUUUAUUCCAUUCGAGACAGCACAGACAAAUCACUUAUGUGAACUUUGAGCUUUUCUUAAUCGUUUAGUAAUGAUGCGAGGACUUGUUCACACUCUCAUUACAGGGGUGCCUGUUCACACAUUGAUAUGCAAUAUCAACAUUUUUACUGAAAAAACCCCCCAACAUAACUUUACACGUUAAACUUUAUCUCAUGCACUUAAUUUUGUUUUGGUGAAGUCGCUUAAAUUGUUACUGAUUUCCUGCAAAACGCCAUUAAA